This is a messenger RNA of Cryptomeria japonica (Japanese cedar), 1656 nucleotides long. Its product is annotated as putative FBD-associated F-box protein At5g56700. The coding region runs from base 216 to 1502 and encodes 428 amino acids. Gene Ontology annotation, molecular function: protein binding. Lineage: Eukaryota; Viridiplantae; Streptophyta; Pinopsida; Cupressales; Cupressaceae. The record is from RefSeq and is a predicted model, not a curated record. The transcript is spliced from 3 exons.
UAUGGUGUUGACAUCUCUGUUACACCUUCAUUGUAUCUUUAUGAUAUCUUUCUUUUAUCUAUUUGAUCUUUCAUCAUAUCAAUUCUAUCAUCAUGCUAUUGGUUUCAUAAAUCCAUCAAAGGAGAAGUCAAAUCGAACAACAGUACAUUCUACUUUAGCUCAUCAAACAGCACCAACCUUUUUCAAAUACUCCAGAACUUUAAAAAGUAAAAGUGAUGGCCCCUGAAAGAAAUCCAAAUCCACUGGACUUAAAUGAUCUUCCAGAUUGCAUACUGACAACCAUUCUAAGUAAAGUUCCUUUGAAGCAAGCAGUGUGUUGUUCAAUCCUCUCUAAAAGAUGGAAAUUUAUUUGGACAUCUUUACCCAACUUUAAAAUUUCAUCGGUAGAUUUGUCCUUUUCUUCAUGUAGCUGCAUUGUUGAUGGUAUUUUUGAGCAUCAUUCAGGUUCCCUUCAACUUUUUGAGUUUGGUAUUCCCCUCUACAAUGAGAUAAGUGACAAGAUUUCUGAGUGGAUUCAGCGUGCUGCUUUGAUAGAUGUGAGAGACAUUAAAAUUGAAGGGAACACCAUAAAUUUUUUUGAGGUUCCCACAUCCAUUUUCUUAUGCCACAGCCUCAGAUCUUUGUCUCUGAAGAGUUUUUGUUUCAGAAAUAUGCCCAACUAUUUUGUUGGUUUAGCUGGCCUAGAAACACUCAAUUUUGAGAAUGUUGAGCUGAAUGACAACGUCAUUUAUCUCAUGUUGCAAUUAUGUCCAGUUUUGAAGAUUUUAAGCAUUUUUGAUUGCCGUGGACUCAGGAGAUUAAGGAUAUUUUCAGACAGUCUUGUAACCCUAAAUCUCUGCUCCCAGAUCGAGGCAAUAACAGCAAAUUGCCCAACAUUGGCGAACCUUCUAUUAAUGAAAAAGUUUGGUAAUGUGGUUGAGAUGGCAUACUACUUACCAGCAUGUUUAAGCCUAUGUACAGAUGCUGCACAAUUCAGAAUGUUUACAACUUUAAAGUCACUGAGAAAAAUUACCUUAGUGAACCUGAUUCAAAAGCACGAUGUACCGAUUCUCAGCGAAUUUCCUAAUUUAGAACAAUUGUGCAUAGGCAACGAGGCCUACAGUGUACCGAUUCUAAGCGAAUUUCCUAAUUUAGAUCAAAUGUUAGGCAACGACGCCUAUAAUGCAUUGGAAUCUCUUUGGUCUAAUGGUGCAAUGCAUGAAUUUCUUUGGUCUAAUGCUCUAAUUCCAGAAAGUUCAGCAUCCUCCUUACUCAAAAAUCUAAAACGGGUUCAUCUUAAUAUGACCCUAUUUUAUGACCCUACGCCUCUGCUUACCUAUUUACUUCCACGCGCUCCUGCUAUGAAAAGCUUGUUAGUUUCCCGGGAAGAAGGAUUCAAAGGCAUUAAUGCUCAGCGACUUAUGAACAGAUUGUUGAAUCUUCAGAAAGAAUUUACACAAACCAAAAUUCUCUUCUCGCAGGAUACUGUGAAGGAAGGGAGAUGCCUCUGCGAUCUUGAGUAGUUUAUUUGAUAUCUGGAGAUCUUAAAGAUUCUGACAGUUGUUUAGUGCUUGCAUUUACAAUUUAUUUUGGUUAAUUUUGCAGUUGUAUAAUUACAAAGGAGAUAGAAGUAUGUGUCAAAUUUUAUCUGAACUUAAUAAGCAAGAGUAAAUUUUA